GUGCGCCUGUGUGUGUGUAUGUGGGUCCGUGCGCGUGAGACACCCGCUGUGUGUCUAGAGAGGAUUUAAUAAGGCGGUUCCUGCGUCAGACACCUAUUAAUUCAUUGGAGGGUAAAACGGUGAAAGGAAGGGAGGACAGCGGGGACUCAGUGGGGUCUGUGGCGGCUCUGGAGAGCUGUCACUUUCUCUAUGUGAACGUGUGUGUGUGUGUGUGUGUGCGCGCGCGUGUGUGUGUGCGCAGAGAGGGAUUAACAGCACGCGCGUUCGGAGCGCAGUUUUGGUGAUGCAUUCAGUCGGGAGACGUGCAGCGGGGAGCAGUGAGCGUCAACCCGGACACUCAGCGGCAUAAUCGGCGCACUAUCAGGCGCAGGGGAUCCGGCUGGUUCGGGGGGCGCCGUCUCUGCGCAUCACGGGAUUCAGCUUGAUUGCGUGUCUUAUUUAUUUUGAUGAACGCCGCUGUAUUGGUGCAGAGUGAAAGUCAAAGAUGCGCACCGCUGAACAAAGGAUUUAGGGGACCACGAUCAAGCAUCUCUUCCACAUUUGAAUCCAAACGCCCCGGUGUGUUCCGUGUCCCCCCGUUUGGACUUGUCAAGACUCGGCAUUUUGCCUCUGAGGACAGGGGGCUGAAUAACCGGGCUCCUCCAGUUUCAGACGUGGAGCAGGAGGAAUCAUCUGGGCUGAUCGCGCACAGGUCCAUGUGGAUGGAGAGAGGAUACGCAAACCCAGCGAGCGGAGCUCACUCCGAAAUGUGACAUUUUUUACUCAGUCUGCCAUCGUACCUGACAACCGUGCAUCCGCCGUCGUCCUCCAUCGGAUUUGUUUACGUCGAUUAAGAGAUGGCGUUCCUCCCGGUCCUCCUCCUGCUGCUGCUGACUGUUGCUCACCGCGCCACCAGUCAAGACUCUGAGGACUCUGAGACUCUCCCGAGAGGCUGCGGCUGGGGUCUUGUGCGUCCCUACACCCUCCUCUGUGACCUGGACUCCAUAUGGGGUGUGGCUGUCGAGUCAGUGGCUGCAGGUGGGGUGCUGACCGCCAUCUUGCUAGCCCUAGUCCUGCUGUGCCGUUUACACCACAUCAGUGAGGCCGAGAAGCGCAGCGGCGUGGGACCCAUCCUCCUGCUGCUACUCGGCAUCCUUGGCUUGUUCGGCCUGAGCUUCGCUUACCUGAUCGAGCAGGAUGAGUCUUUAUGUUUGCUCCGCAGGGCCCUGUGGGGUCUCCUGUUUGCAGUUUGCUUCUCCUGCUUGCUGGUGCAGGGCGUCCGCCUGCGCAGGCUUGGCCGCGAGCGCCGGAGCCCUGGUGGCUGCGCUCUGACAGGCCUUGCACUGGGUUUGAGUGCCGUGCAGGGCAUCAUCGCCGCCGAGUGGCUACUUCUGACCGUGCUGAGGGAGGGACGAGCCGCCUGUCAGUACCUGCCACUGGACUUCUCGCUAGCCUGCAGCUACGUGCUAGCCCUCCUGCUAGCCGCGCUGACCGCCGCCUCCCUGGCCCUGUGUGGGAAGACGCGUCAGUGGCGCUGCAAUGCCAUCUGGCUGCUGGUGACCUGCCUGCUGUCGCUGCUGCUGUGGGUGGCCUGGGUGGGCUUCUAUCUGUACGGCAACGCCUGGCUGGGGAGGUCCCCGGACUGGAAUGACCCAGCGCUGGCCAUCGCUUUAGUGGCUCAGGGCUGGCUGCUGCUGAUCUUCCAUGCCAUUCCUGAAUCCCACAUCUGCCUGAGACCCCCUCCACAGCCUACUGCCCCGGAUUACUUUGACACCUCCCAGAACUCCACGCGCAUGAGGGAGACCAGCUUCGACGAAGACAUCCCUCUUUCUCACAGGCAGUUUGUGGAGAACCAGGGCUACGGAUACAACGAUGAGAACACUGCAGGCUUGAGGAGCGGUAGCGGCGCCGGGCAGCAUAACAGCAACACCGGCGCCAGGCCCAGCGCUCCUUUCCGCAGCAACGUCUACCAGCCCACCGAGAUGACCAUGAUCCUGAACGGGGGAGCGGUGCCCUCUGCCCCUCCAACCUACACAGGGAGGCAGCUGUGGUGAGAAGGAGGACUGGAAAGAAGAUGUGUGGUAGAAAAUGAAGAGAAGAAGAGGAUGGAGAGGAGGGAAGGGUCCCGGACGAGGGGGCCUGGUUGAAUUGGACUUAAAACACGGAUGCCAACAGGGCCCUUUCACUCUGUGUACAGACUUAAACACUGACUGCGUGCCAAUCAACCAUAGUGUGAGUGUGUGUGACUGAGAGAAAGUAGGGAAUGGAGGACAGAGCUAAAGCUCUUCUAGCACACAAAUCUCUAUUAGAAGUGUUGAAAAGCUCGACCAGCAAGUAGCAAAAAAAAAAAAACCAAGCAAACAAAAAAAACCCCACGCUGAGUCAGAUCUGAAAACAUUGACAUGCAGUAUUCUUUUUCUUUUUGUUUGAUUUGCUCUCCUGAGACUACAGCACUGUAAGCAUCCUCGAAAACUGUGAAAUCUAUCGCUUUUUCCUGCUCCGUCUCUCCUUCCUGUCCGUCAGGAUGUCUUUGCUGCUGCCCCUCACAAUGCUGGCGCUCAUGUGGAAACAUUUGGCUCUGUCCUCCAUCUAUCCGCGGCGUAGGUGAAAGGCAGCGCACACGGGCGACUGUACAGCUCGAGCACGGCCCUCUUAAAGAGAAUCCGGCCUCUGUGUGUAUGUGGAGUAUAUGAGAGGAGGAAAAAAAAAAGCGUGCUUGUAUCUCCUACACCUCAACUCUACCCCUCGGCUUCGCCCUCCAACACGUCUCCUUCCUGCCUCUCCACCUCUGUUGCCGGUUCGCAUUUCUCUGCACCGUCUGUGAAUAAAACACAUAACUCUUCUCACCUUGCAUCAUCCUCCCACCUGCAUGGACACUUUGAAAAACGUGAAACAAACUGUGAAGCCCCCGAACUGCGGCCGGAAAAGAAGCUCCCAGAGACAAAAGCAGCGUGAACAGAGGGAUCACAAGCUGCUAAUGAACUGCUUUUAGAUAUAUAUAUAUAAAUAUAGAUAUACGGUGGAGUAGAGUGGAUUCUGAUUGGACGAGGAGGGCGUCAGUCGUUAGCGGGGAGCCGCCGCCUCAUGAAUCUAGGUCAGACUACUGUGCGCUGUUCUCCCACAUCUCCAGUGGCCACUGGCGGUUUUAACCAGCCAGGAGGAACUGUCACUUUAUAUCAGCAGGAAACGGAGCGAGGAAAUGAAAUGGUCUCCUGUUCUUAGUUCCUCUAUCUGUGUUUUACGUGUGCGUCCGUGAGUGUUGUGAUUUUAUGGGCGCUGGGAGUUGAAUUCAAAGUCAAGGUUGCUUUCUGGUGCUAAAUAUUCCUCCACGCGACUUCCCCGAGAGGCAGAGAACCACAGGGACAACACUGAUGCAGAUACAGUAGCCAGGCUGUGAGUGACAGACUGUAUAUAGGGCUGCGUAUGCCGGUGUGUGGAGAUAUCCUAGAGCCUUAGAAAGAUCAGAUUUAGAGUGCAAGGUAGAGGGAGGGAGAUCAAAUGGACGGGAAGAGCGAGGAGGAAGGAGAUAGCGAGAGGCGGUCCGAGGGGGGUCUUUGCGACAGUGGAAAUCCCAGUCAGUCCUAUCUACGUGAGAAAAUGGCUCCCCGGUCUGUCUGUGUGUGUGUGUGUGUGUGUGUGUUUUCUGUGUGAUGUGGGGGCGGCCCGUUCUGCUCUGCUCUGUGUGGUUCUUCAUCUGCUGAAGCGUCUCCUCCUCCUCCUCUUCAUCCUCCUCCUGUCUCCCUGUGGUCGGCUAUAGCUCACGUCUCCGUGCCAAGACGGACUCUUGUUUCACUGGAGUCUCCGUUUCACGCCCUUUCCCUUCGCCGGCUCUCUCUCUUCACCCGAGGAGCUGUGUACAUAGUAGUGCUGUAAAGCUUUGCUUGCUUGUUUACUUUUUUCUUUUUUUUUAACUGUAGGCUGAGUUUAGACACCAGUGUCACAUGACUGACCACUGCAAACUGU
Messenger RNA from Chelmon rostratus (copperband butterflyfish), 3942 nucleotides. It is a transcript of the gene gprc5ba, whose product is annotated as G protein-coupled receptor, class C, group 5, member Ba. The coding region runs from base 837 to 2033 and encodes 398 amino acids. Gene Ontology annotation, biological process: G protein-coupled receptor signaling pathway. The record is from RefSeq and is a predicted model, not a curated record. Lineage: Eukaryota; Metazoa; Chordata; Actinopteri; Chaetodontiformes; Chaetodontidae. The transcript has 4 exons. Gene Ontology annotation, cellular component: intracellular membrane-bounded organelle; extracellular exosome; plasma membrane. Gene Ontology annotation, molecular function: G protein-coupled receptor activity; protein kinase binding; protein kinase activator activity.